This is a messenger RNA of Thlaspi arvense, 3400 nucleotides long. NCBI's taxonomy places the organism in Eukaryota, Viridiplantae, Streptophyta, Magnoliopsida, Brassicales, Brassicaceae. The record is from the annotation of a GenBank genome assembly.
UCUAAUUCUUACUUUUUGUACAGACGAAGGUCAAUUUCACUCACAGAGCCGAUCGGCAAGGAAGCUCCGUUGCAAAACUCGCUGGGAGAUUUUUGAAUAUUACUUAGGGUAUUCAUCGGAGAAGAAGGUCCGGCUGCUAUGGCGGAAGAAAAGGAGAUCAAAGGAGAGAAAAAGUACAAGUAUAGCAUAAUUGUUCCCACCUACAACGAGCGCCUCAAUAUCGCUCUUAUAGUCUACCUCAUUUUCAAGCAUCUCCGGGAUGUUGAUUUUGAGAUAAUUGUUGUGGAUGAUGGGAGCCCUGAUGGAACACAAGAAAUUGUCAAGCAACUGCAGCAUUUAUAUGGUGAAGACCGUAUUCUUUUAAGAGCUAGAGCCAAAAAGCUUGGCUUAGGAACUGCAUAUAUCCAUGGUUUGAAACAUGCUUCUGGUGAUUUCGUCGUAAUCAUGGAUGCUGAUCUUUCACAUCAUCCGAAGUACUUGCCAAGUUUCAUCAAGAAACAACUGGAGACGAAUGCAAGUAUAGUAACCGGUACACGAUAUGUAAAAGGUGGUGGUGUACACGGGUGGAAUCUUAUGCGAAAACUCACAAGCAGAGGAGCGAAUGUGCUAGCUCAAACACUUUUAUGGCCUGGUGUAUCUGACUUAACCGGAUCAUUCCGGCUGUACAAGAAAUCAGUGCUUGAAGACGUGAUUAGCUCAUGUGUGAGUAAAGGCUAUGUCUUCCAGAUGGAGAUGAUUGUUCGUGCUACCAGAAAAGGAUACCAUAUUGAAGAGGUACCGAUCACUUUUGUGGAUAGGGUCUAUGGAACUUCGAAGCUGGGAGGAUCUGAAAUAGUGGAAUAUCUAAAAGGCCUCGUCUAUCUUCUGCUCACGACUUAAGAGACACCAAGCAGGUCAACAACACAUGAAGUCUCUCUUUAUACUCGUCUCUUUUAACACUUGAACUCAGAUCAUGUCUUGUAGAAACUUCACUUUAGCUUGACUACAGAGAGUUGCAUUUUUCAAAGACUCAAAAGGGUUCAGUAUUAUAGACGCUGUUCGUUUUGACUUUUGAAUGCUGAGUUGAGACAUUUUGAUGAAAAUCGUAACCAAACCAAAGUAAAGGCUUUACGUCUUAGUUCUUUCGUUACUCGUAACAUCUCAUUCAAACUGAGCGGCCUAGGGGCUUAUUUAUACAAGGAGAAUAAGUGGGCUUCGGGAAGCCCACUAAGAAGUUGAGCAAGUGUCUUUUCCAGAUAUGUAGGACGAAGCUGGCACCAAGUGCCCGAAGCCCACUAGGAAGUUGAGCAAAGUGCCUUUUCCAGAUAUGUAGGACGAAGCUGGCAUCAAGUGGCUCGUGUGAUCUGGCGAAACAUGAUCUAUUUUAUUCAGCAUUUGAUGCUAUUUUUGUUCCAAAAGCGGCUACAGAUACUACUUGUAGAGCCUGACAAAGCCGUGAAGCACUUAACUCUCUUUACCCCAUUGAUGAAACGCACCACUUUUCAGGAGCGACUGAGCAAAAAAAUUCUUGCCGGCGAAAAAAAGAAGAGAUAAUGGAAGGAACUAUCAAGUCUCCGGCCAACUACGUUCCUCUCACCCCGAUCAGUUUCCUCGAUCGUUCUGCCGUCGUCUACGCUGACAGAAUCUCCGUCGUUUAUGGCCCCGUCACCUACACGUGGCGCCAGACCCGCGACCGCUGCGUCAGAAUCGCCUCAGCUCUCUCCCACCUCGGGAUCUCUUCCGGCGAUGUGGUUUCAGUGUUGGCCCCAAACGUUCCAGCUAUGGUUGAGUUGCAUUUUGCUGUUCCCAUGGCUGGAGCUUUGCUCUGUACACUCAACAUUCGCCAUGAUUCCGCACUUGUAGCAGUUUUACUCAGACACUCAGGGACAAAAGUGCUUUUCGCAGAUCAUCAGUUUCUCGGGAUUGCUCAAGGAGCUUGUGAAAUCCUCUCAAAGAAGGGCGAAAAGGCUCCGCUUUUGGUCUUGAUCCAAGAGCCUCUUGUUCAACCUGUUGUUUCAGGGAAGAAGAGCUUGAUGGAAUACGAAGAUGUUGUGGCCAUGGGGAAAUCAGAUUUCCAAGUUAAAAGGCCGAAGGACGAGUGUGAUGCCAUCUCUCUAAACUACACUUCAGGCACCACUUCGAGCCCCAAGGGCGUUGUUUAUAGUCACAGAGGUGCUUACUUGAACUCUCUAGCCGCGGUUAUACUCAACGAAAUGCACUCCUCGCCUACUUAUCUAUGGACUAAUCCAAUGUUUCACUGCAAUGGCUGGUGCUUGUUGUGGGGCGUUACCGCGAUUGGUGGGAGUAAUAUAUGUCUGAGGAAUGUAAACGCAAAGGGUAUAUUCGAUAGCAUUUCCAAGCACAAUGUGACUCACAUGGGAGGUGCACCGACGAUUCUGAACAUGAUCGUCAACGCUUCUGAAUCCGAGAAGAAACCGCUUCCCGGAAAGGUCUCGUUUAUAACCGGCGCUGCACCGCCACCGGCUCAUGUGAUCUUCAAGAUGGAAGAGCUAGGGUUCUCUAUGUUCCAUUCCUAUGGUCUAACCGAAACUUAUGGACCAAGCACGAUCUGUACAUGGAAACCUGAGUGGGACUCUCUGCCUAGAGAAGAACAGGCGAAAAUGAAAGCGAGGCAAGGCGUGAACCACUUGGGGCUCGAGGAGAUCGCUGUUAAAGAUCCUGUAACCAUGAGGAGUUUGCCGGCUGAUGGUGUGUCAAUGGGUGAAGUUGUCUUCAGGGGAAACACAGUGAUGAAUGGUUACUUGAAGAACCCUGAAGCAACCAAGGAAGCUUUCAAAGGAGGUUGGUUUUGGAGUGGCGACUUAGGUGUCCAACACCCUGAUGGUUACAUAGAGCUGAAAGAUCGGUCGAAAGACAUUAUAAUCUCUGGAGGAGAAAACAUUAGCUCGAUCGAAGUCGAGUCUGUUCUCUUCACACAUCCUUGUGUUCUUGAAGCAGCUGUGGUCGCGAGGCCUGAUGAGUAUUGGGGUGAGACUGCUUGUGCCUUUGUAAAGCUUAAAGAUGGGUCUAAGGCAAGCGAGGAGGAGAUUAUAAGCUAUUGCAGGGAGAGGAUUCCGCAUUACAUGGCACCAAGGAGCAUUGUGUUUGAGGAUCUUCCUAAGACAUCGACUGGUAAAGUCCAGAAAUUUGUUCUGAGGACCAAGGCUAAGGCUAUGGGAAGCUUAUCAAAGAAAGGCAGAAGCAAGUUAUGAAGUUGGUUAAGCUUUUUUGGUCCACGUCCUUUAUCACAUUGGUCAAGCUGAACCGGAAUAAUUGUACUUAUAUAAACCACGUUGUAUCAUUUCUGAAAUAAUUUAUACUAUCAUGUUUGGUAAAGCUAAACAUGAAACAAUUGUACUAAAAUAAACCAAGUUGUAUGUUUCUGAAAUAAAUAAAACUGGUAUGAAUCUGGAAAAUUUAG